This is a messenger RNA of Paramuricea clavata, 282 nucleotides long. NCBI's taxonomy places the organism in Eukaryota, Metazoa, Cnidaria, Anthozoa, Malacalcyonacea, Plexauridae. The record is from the annotation of a GenBank genome assembly.
AUGAAAUAUGAGACUAUCUAUGCUAUAAAAACAAAACAAGACAUCAAGGUUUACAAUAAGCCAGUGAAAACCCUCGAACGCCAGUUUCCAUCUGCAAAACAGAAACCACCAAUUGAAGAGCAGAAGAACGUAGUCUACCAAAUACCUUGUCAAGAUUGUAGUUGGAGCUACAUAGGCGAAACAGGAAGAUUCCUGAAGACGAGAAAGUCUGAACACGUCAGGAAUGUAAAACAAAGCAAGAAGGGAUCGAAUGUUGCAAAACACGCAUGGACUCAAGAUCAU